Messenger RNA from Magallana angulata, 813 nucleotides. Its product is annotated as group 3 secretory phospholipase A2-like. Gene Ontology annotation, molecular function: A2-type glycerophospholipase activity. The coding region runs from base 26 to 748 and encodes 240 amino acids. The transcript is spliced from 5 exons. Gene Ontology annotation, biological process: arachidonate secretion; phospholipid metabolic process. NCBI's taxonomy places the organism in Eukaryota, Metazoa, Mollusca, Bivalvia, Ostreida, Ostreidae. The record is from RefSeq and is a predicted model, not a curated record.
CAAGGAGUUCCUUAAUUCGUUCAAAAUGAAGCUAUUGCUUGUAUUAUUUGUAUCCGUGUUUGUUUGUCUUGUUUGCGGGAAAAAGGAACACAAGAAACAAGAUCCCCCAUACAAGGGAAACUUGACGCUGUUCCUAAGAUCCCACGACAUGGUGUACACUUUCAAAGUCCGUGGGAGAACAAUCAAGCUGCAGCGACCCAUCCUUAACCUGAAGGAGAAAUACGAAAAUGAAAGAAAAAAGGCCGGAAAAGAAAAAAGUCUGCGAUCAAUUUUGAGUGACAAAGAGCUGAAAGAAUUGAAGAAUCUCAUUCAAGCUCCUCAUGCAAUAAAUCUUCGGGAUUACAAUGUGAUUUAUCCAGGAACAAAAUGGUGCGGAACCGGAAAUGAUGCGACAAAUUAUGAAGAUUUAGGUACCGCUGAGGACGUUGAUAUGUGUUGUCGAGAGCAUGACCUCUGCGACUUUAAAAUAGAUGCGGGUCAGAGCAACUACGGAUUGACAAAUGAUGGAUCUUAUACUAGGGUGUCGUGUGACUGUGAACAAACCUUCUAUGACUGCCUGUCUAAUGCACAGGAGAAUUCCUUUGAUGCGGCUAUGAUUGGAUUCAUAUACUUCGAUGUUCUCGAUCAAGACUGUAUCAGAAAGAGAAGAAUCUGUACAGGAUAUUCAUGGUGGGGUAAUUGCAAUAGCUGGACAGAAGUUGCUGAUGAAUAUGAAUUUGCUCCCAAUGAACUUGAUUACAUCUGGUAGAACGCUAGAAUUAUCUGUAUCUGUCCUCUUCUUAGUUUUUCAAUAGAUGAACAGUAGAUUCGAAU